UCGUCUGCACAUUCUGCAUUUCGAUAUAAACCACAACACAGCUGCAGCUGGGUGGCAGGCAAGUAACAGCAGGAACAAUGGGGAAGAUUGCAUUCUUCGAGGAUAAGAAUUUCCAAGGCCGAAGCCAUGAGUGCAGCACCGACUGUCCUGACCUGCGCUCUUACUUCGGCCGCUGCAACUCCAUUAAGGUGGAAAGUGGCUGCUGGGUGCUGUACGAGCGUCCCAACUUCACUGGCAACCAGUACAUCCUGAGCCCGGGGGAAUACCCUGAUCACCAACAGUGGAUGGGAUUCAAUGAUAGCAUCAAGUCAUGUCGCUCUAUCCAAAAUGUAUAUGGAAAGUCCUGGAAGAUCAGAUUAUUCGAGAAGAAAGAUUUCGAAGGUCAGGCUGCGGAGUGUGUUGCGGAUUGCGCAUCAGUUUACGAGGCCUUCAAGUUCCAGGAAGUUCACUCCAGCGUGGUUAUGGAUGGUGCGUGGGUCCUCUACGAGCAACCCAACUACCGCGGGCACCAGUACUUCCUGGAACGUGGCGAGUACAACAACUACACAGACUGGGGCGCCACGUCUCCUGCUGUGGGAUCGUUCCGCAUGAUCACGAAGUUCUAGAACAACAUCGUCUACGCAGGGUUCUGCAGCCCGCUAUGAGAGCUAUGUGUGAACGUUCCGGUCACCAGAGUUCUGGAAUUCCUGAUGAAAUCUGGCUGAAGAGCUUAGAGUUCUACAACACUUACAAGGUUCCAAAGUCCUGUGAGAAACACAACUACAAAUUCCCCCAAGAGUCUAGAAUUCUACACCACUGAAGUUCCGGAGUUCUUGAGUCGGUUCUACAACCCCCAAAGAAUGAGUUCAAGAAGGCUAUGAUAAAAAAGACCUACUUCUUCCAUUUAAACACCUUAUCUUUUUCCCAAAACCCUGUUGCACUCAAAUAAAAACUAACAUGUGUUCUUACCCAGAA
This is a messenger RNA of Eleginops maclovinus (Patagonian blennie), 954 nucleotides long. Its product is annotated as gamma-crystallin M2-like. The transcript is spliced from 3 exons. NCBI's taxonomy places the organism in Eukaryota, Metazoa, Chordata, Actinopteri, Perciformes, Eleginopidae. Gene Ontology annotation, biological process: visual perception; lens development in camera-type eye. Gene Ontology annotation, molecular function: structural constituent of eye lens. The coding region runs from base 78 to 605 and encodes 175 amino acids. The record is from RefSeq and is a predicted model, not a curated record.